UCUUUUCGCGCUCAUUUUCAUCACCAUCGUCUUCCCCAAUCAAAUUGAAACAGUUUUCUCUCUCUAAACUCUCAGAGGAGUUUCUCUCUCUAGACUUUUGUGUGUGGAUUCUUCAUGACUGCGAAGUGAAGGUAAAUAACGAUAAAAUGUCGACGAUAGAGAAGCUUUGUGUUCAGAUCUUCGAGAGGAAAUCGUGGAUAAUCGACCAGGUCAGGCAACAGACGCUUCUCUUUGACAAACAUCUCGCUUCUAAACUUCUUAUUGAAGGACUCGCUCCUCCGCCUUGGUUCUGGAACUCAGAUUACACUGAGUUGAAUGGUGAAGACAUCAUUUCGGGUGUUCUUCUAUCACGUCCACGGUCUGUAAUCCCAUUUUCAUAUAGUCAUUGCUCAGUGUAUGAGAAGCCAAUUGUGGAAGCUACAAAUGAGGAACACCCAAAUGGUUCGUGCUCAAAAGUAUCUAUGGAAAGUAGAGAAUUGGGUGGUUGGAAUUGUGCUAGACGGGCUUCAGUUUGUGUGGAAAGUAAAGUAUGUGAUGAUUUUGAUCAUGCUGGAUGUGCUUCAGUUGGUGUUUCUACGUUAGAUCACUGUAAUACAUUCGUUAAAGAUCGGAUAAACGAGGGUGAGGAUGAUAGUAUUACCUCUCCUCAAGAUCAGACAGAUACAAGAUUGGCAGAAGUUAGCCAUGAGGCGGCUCUAUCGCUGGCUAAGAUUCAAAGAUCAAAAUCAAGGCAGAAGGCUCUUGAGCUUCGGACUGGUUCCAAAACAGCUAAAACCAGAUUAAAGCAUGCCAAUAAUUUCAGUGGAAGAAUUCCCAUUUCUUUCCUUGAGGAUGACCUUAACAACAAUUGCACUGUGGAAGGUGUUAAACUAAGUGAUCCUUGUCGCAAGGAGAAUGAAAGCACCAUGAAUUCUACUAAAAGCUCGAAAAGGCAACAGAGCUCUUUGAAUGCCGGUUGUUCAUCAAAUUUUGUUGGAGAAGAUGGCAUUGUAUUUACAGAUUCUAUUGGCCCCUUAAUUCAGCAAUCUAGCCUGGGGAACCAGGAGCAAAGAGAAGUUAAAGUUGGGGAAAACAGGAUCAAUGAGAAAGGAAGGGACUCAUCUAAUAAUGUUAUCAGGGAGGAUGGAGCUGCAGUUACACAACAGUCUAAUCAGCUUCCAAUGUCUGUUAAUCAUUUUUCAAGUCAUUACAAUAAUUGCAUAACAGCAGAAGCUGAUGUGAUAGCCUCCAGAUUCAAGGGGGUUACUGCUCAUUCUGUUGAUAAGGAUAGAGAGGGGAGAUCGUUAGAAACAAGCUCUCCACACUUAUCUGAAUCUGCAGGUGUAAUAGAUGAAGGAAUGUUUGAGAAUCACCAGGAAAAUCUUAACUUAUCGUUGGAUGAAAGGGAAGUUUUAAGCCAAGAAAUCUGUGUGGAGGAUGCAGUAGAUGAAGAUGCUGUCUCAGCAGUUCAAGGAACACCUCGUGCUGAGAAGAGUGUUGCUAUUCAGACAUUGCAGCAUUGUUACAAAAGUUCCAAAGAGAAAUAUUCUUUGAGAGAUCCUUUGGUUUCCUUACAAGUAGUCGGGGAAAGUUCGCAUGGCAGUGGGCUGAAAGAGAUAUCAAGUUCCAAAAUCUCCAAUGUUAAUGAGACAAAGACCACAACACCAGUGAUAGUAAUUCCCUGUUCUAUUUCCAAGGAUGAAACUGAAAAUUCAAAAAAUUCUCAGUUUUGUACUCAUGAUGCCACUGAUGUUGGUCUUUCUCAAUCAACUGAAAGGGAAAUUGCAGCAAAGUCCACAGCAAAAACCAGUUUCGAUGCCUUGCUUGAGGGUUCAACUCGGAAUAAACGAAGGAGUGGUUCUUCAGAUACCCUGCUUGCUUUGCCAGGUGAAAAAGAAAUUGCAGUUUUUCUUGUCAACAAGGAUUCUAAAGAUCAUGGUCUGAAACAUGUCCUAGACUCCCAAGACCUUCAAAGUCCUCAAGGCAAUAUUCAAUUAGAUAUCAGUAAGGGUCAAAUUGGAGAGAUACCUCAAAAUGAGGAGAGUGGCAUGCUAAAAGGGUCUAAAUCUUCACUAAAGCUUCUAGAUCAAGAGGAUGAUUGUAAUAUGAAAGAUAGGGAUUUAAGUGCAACUACUCCCUACACUUCUGCUGAUGAAGAAUCGGAAUCAUACCAUGUUUCAAGUGUGCUCAGAAAGUCUUCUGGAGCCUUGGGAAAGGAGGAAGCAAGAGUGGAAGAUCUAAGUAAAGAUAUCUUUGAUGAAAUCUCACAAAGAACAUUAGAAGAGAAUCAACUUUCAUACCAUCUCGAAGAUAACUUUCAACUUAGGAAUACUGAUUCUUUGACUUAUAGUGAUUCCUUGCACUUGACUGGUGCUGAUGAGACAAUGCAUGUGCUUGAGAGUUUCAUUUUUCAAUCAGACGAUGAACAAUCAUGCUUUGCUGAUGAGGGAAUCAAUUUUGACAAGUUGAGCCUUCCGAAGACUUCAAUUGAACGCGCUAGCAUUCUAGAGCAGCUUUGCAGGUCUGUUUGCUUGCAAACUCCAGUAUCCUGUUCUUCAACUUUCUAUGGAUUAGACAAGAUUUCAAAUCUAUACCAAUCUGUUCCAACUGGGCUUCUAGAGGGCAUGGAUAAGCCAGUGGAUGAUAAUGAUCGUAUGACUGAAGUCUUUAACUGUGCUUUUGAAGGAAGAACAUAUUCAGAUUGUCUUUCCAAUACAUCCAAUCAAUGUGAAUGGGACAUAAAGAAACCUUGUAUGUCUCCAGUUCGAAAAGGCUGGGACAGAAUCAUAUCCAAAUCAGAUAGCUCUGAGAAUCGAAUGAGCUUAAUACCCGAACUUCCAUGCAUUUGUGAGGAAAAUGAGAAUGUAGAUGAGGUAGCUGAGACUUACCAAGAAGGCAUUGUUUCAGAAAUCCAUACAAGCUCAGCAAAAAGAGAACCACUUGCUGAAAUUAUUGCAAACCUUGUUGAAUCUGAAACUGAGCCACAUAUUGAUAGAAGUAGUUUAGAUUCAGUUAACACAGAAUUCAGCUUCAAUGGAACUCAGAAGAGGUCAAGAAAAAAUAUUGGAAAUGGAACAGGCAGUAAGAGAAGAUACAUUAAUAAGGAGAAUCAUAGCAUGUUAAUGGGAGCAACUGCUUCUAAGGGAAAAACUAGAUUAAUUCGCAAUCAGUUUAGUAAGCCAAACGUAUCAACAAGAGCCAGUUCAAGGAGAGGAGGUCCAAGUUUGACUGUGACAGAACCUAAGCCUAGCAAUGUCAUAUCAAAUAUUACUUCCUUUAUUCCACUUGUUCAACAAAAACAAGCAGUUGCAGCUAUAACAGGAAAGAGAGAUGUCAAAGUAAAGGCUCUGGAGGCUGCUGAAGCUGCAAAGCGUCUUGCAGAAAAGAAAGACAAUGAACGAAAGGCUAAGAAGGAAGCCAUGAAGCUCGAGCGAGUAAGGCUCGAGCAAGAAAAUCUGAGGCGUUUGGCACUGCAGAAGAAACAGAAAGAAGUGGAAAAGAAGAUAAAAGAGGCUGGUAUGGCAGCAAAGAAAAGGCAAAGGGAAAAAGAAGAGAGGAAAGAAAAGCAAAGGAAACGGAUGCGUGGUGAGGAAACAAGAAAGCAAAAGUUGCAUACACAAAAGCAAGACAAAGAUGCCAAAUACAGAACCAUGGAUGAUAAAGGACAUGACAUUAAGGAAUCUAAAAGAAGGAAUCAUAAAAAGAUGGAACAGAAAAAUGAAGAUGAUAAUCUCCAGAGAGUUUCAAAAGCUGAACAUGCAGCUACACAAGCAUCAACAAUUGAUGAUAGAGGACCAAGCAUUGUACAUGAAGAUAAUGGGGUCUCAAGUGAUCUUGUGAAAUCUCUGAAGGUGAACAAUUUAGACAAUCCAACACGAACUGAAAACUUGUUUGCCACAGCAAAUCUAGAAAAGUCAUAUGAUAUUUCUCCAUACAAAUGUUCAGAUGAUGAAGAGGAAGAAGAUGAUGUACCCAACACAAAAUUUGUUCCUUCAUGGGCUCGAAAAUCUAGCGUGGCUCUGAUUGUUUCCUCACAAGAAAGAGUGGAUCCACUGACCAUAUUCCCCCCAGAAAGCUUUUGCAGUAUAGAUGAAGUUGUUUUGCCAAUGAAGAUUUAAAUUAAGACAGAUUCCCAGAGAAAAUUUUGUAAAUGAAGAUUCUGUACAUGUUGUAGAUAUACCAAGAGCUUCUCUUUCCACAUUUCUAAAUUAUGGACUCUGAAACCAAUAUUAAUCCAGGUAAAAAUGCCCCUUAACUUAUUGUUAGUUCUUCUAGCUUUGAAUCUGUACCUGUAUAAUGUAUAUAUUGAGAUGAUUUGAUCUGAUAGGGAACACUUUGAAUGAUUUUUUUUCCCUCAAGAAUUACUUGACUUAUUCUUUGAGGCCAACAAUAAUGUGAUCUUAUUUGUUCCCAAAAAAUUUGGCCAAAUGUUGGAAAAAUCAAAUCUUUCCAUGUUGGUUUGUUUACUACCAAACAUAGCAUAAAUGCUACUUAACUGAGUACUCUAUUUUCAAAACUUGUUUAUUCAUAAUAUUGAAGAAACUCAUUCCAUUCCA
This is a messenger RNA of Cannabis sativa, 4535 nucleotides long. RefSeq lists its product as uncharacterized. The transcript has 9 exons. The coding region runs from base 147 to 4097 and encodes 1316 amino acids. NCBI's taxonomy places the organism in Eukaryota, Viridiplantae, Streptophyta, Magnoliopsida, Rosales, Cannabaceae. The record is from RefSeq and is a predicted model, not a curated record.